AUGACCAACUCGGGUCUCAGUGAGGAAUACGCAAAGCUGCGAAUCAUAUUUUCUGGUCAACGGGACGGUGUGCUGGACGCGUUGCUCUCGUCUCAAGCCUCCAUCUCCUUGGAGACAUCCGCUCAUGAGGAAGACAUCCAAGAGUACUGCCAGCAGAUGUGCAAUCAGAUUCAAGACAAGUUCAAGAUGACCUCGUCGAUGAGGCAGGAGAUCCUCUCUCUCGUCAUCAACGAAGCAAAAGGCAUGUUUUUGUAUGAGCUCGAACCCGGCACAUUUCCACAGGGACUUGAAAAGGCUUUCGAGAGAGUCGUUUCCCGCGUCCUCGAGCAGUCAUCCGAGGCAGAGCGUGAGGAUUCGAAAAGGAUCUUGGCCUUGGUCACUUGUACCAAGAGAGCGCUUUUGUGGAGGGAGAUCCAGGCGUUCUUCUGCAUCGAUCCGGUGAAGGGAGAGGUCAAUUAUGACGAGCGCCUACAGGUCGGCUUCAAGGAACUUUGCGGCUCUCUUGUCGACGCGCAUCAUGUCGGCGGCACUCCUACGGGGCCCGAGGCCGUCAUUCACAUUGUGCACGAGACAGCUCGGCACUAUCUCAUCUCGAGAAACGUGAUUGACACAAGACUUGAGAACGCCAAGCUCUCAAUCUUCUGCUCCCGGUAUCUUACCUCGGAGCCAUUCAAAAAUGGGAUCGAACAGGAUGAAAUUAAGCUGCAUGCAACCCGGGGCUGCUACGCCCUUCAAGACUAUACGGUUCAAUAUUGGUUCCACCAUCUUCACGGAUGUGUGCAGUCUUCUGAGAUGCUGGAUCCAGUUUGGUUGCAAACCUCUCUUGAUUCAGCACAGACCUUCCUCAAGUCGUACAUGAUGAACAGCAACGACGAAACGGGGAACCAUGGCGGCGCAGCUGAAGCCAUUAAACGUCUCUCGGAGGAUGAUCGGGAGCGAAAUAGCCAUCUCAGCAUCGAAUUCCGAACAACUUUGAUCCGUCGAGAAAUCGAGAAGAUCCAGGACGGGCCUCCCACUUCGGCUGUGGAUGAUGUCUUUGAGAACCUCCAUGGAGUCGGAUCAAACUACAAGUGCUUCAAACCCUGGUGCAAAUUCUUCAUGGGAGGCAUUGCAACUGCUGAGGAACGGAAAAACCACGUCAGCCGCCAUGAUCUUCCAUUCUAUUGCACUUCCGACGGCUGCUUUGCGUCGCAGCUAGGUUUUAGCUCGCCUGCGAACCUAAAUCGGCACAAAAAGAACUACCACGACGAGCAAGACGAUGGUGAAAGCAGGUCCAAGGUUAUUGAAUUACUCCUAUCAACGGGCAAUACCGAGAUCAAAUCGGCCUCCUUCGUCAUGACGACCAUGGUGGCUUGGCAGCCUUCGGUAGCAAGGGCGAUACUGUCUGGCUCGAAGCUGAGGUUCAGCGAGUUAGACCUGGCGGAAUGCAGAAGGCGUGAAGAGAAAGCUGGCAAUGUCGAAGUUGCCAAGGCCAUCGGGGAUCUCUCAUCGGAACAGAAACUUAGCACCACAGCAAAGGACCACGGAUGGACUGUAACGCUAGACGCGGCCGCUCACCGCCUGCUUGACAUUGACUUGAUGCACACGUUUCACCACAAUGACGAGGUCUUGUCUGUCUGCUUCAGCCCCGACGGCAAAUACGUCGCGACCAGCAGCAACCAUUCGGUCCAGAUUUACGACGUUCAGACUGGAGAAGUAUAUCGCUAUCUGCUACAUGAGACGCAUUUCUAUGUGCAUAUUAGCAGCCUCUGCUUCAGUCCUGAUGAACACUAUAUCGCCACUGCUGGUGAUGACAAGGUUCUUCGAGUCUGGGACAUUCAACAGGCCGCAGCCCACUGGACAUUAUACGGCCACGAGGCGGAAAUAUACGCACUGGCAUUUGCCCGCAAUGGCCGCAUUAUUGCUUCCGGCGGCGGCGAUGGCACGGUGCGGCUGUGGGAUCCCGAGGCAGGCGUCCACGUUGGAACCCUCAGCAUCGGCGGCUGCGUUACUGCCGUUGCCAUUUCUCCCGAUUCGAAAUUCGUCGCCGUCGCCACCUUUGGCAGCAGCAUAUCUGUCUGGGACAUGCAACAGGGCGCCAUCGUGGAGCACUUCAACGAGGCGGCCCUUGGCGGCGGCCACGAGAACAGCGUGUACGGCGUGGCCUUUUCGCCGGAUGGCCACCGCCUGGUAAGUGGCAGCUGGGACAUGACGGUCAAGAUGUGGGAGCUCAAUUGCUCGCGCAACGUCCUUGAUUUGGAAAGUCGAUGUGUCAGGACUUUCCAAGGCUGCGAGGACCUCGUGCUCAGCGUGGAUGUGAUUCAAGACGCGAGCUGGGUCAUAUGCGGAUCGCAGGAUCGCGACAUUCAUUUCUGGGACACCAACACCCAACGCCAGCAGAUGUCGCUGCAAGCCCACACGGGCUUGGUUCUUUCCGUCGCGGCGAGCCCGCGCGGCGGCUGCUUUGCCAGUGGCUCUAGCGACGGGACGGCACGUAUUUGGUCGUACAAGGAUUAUCCAAGCGUCUUGGACUACGUUAAGCAAGCCUAG
Messenger RNA from Hirsutella rhossiliensis, 2529 nucleotides. RefSeq names its product WD domain, g-beta repeat domain-containing protein. Gene Ontology annotation, molecular function: protein binding. The record is from RefSeq and is a predicted model, not a curated record. The coding region runs from base 1 to 2529 and encodes 842 amino acids. Lineage: Eukaryota; Fungi; Ascomycota; Sordariomycetes; Hypocreales; Ophiocordycipitaceae. The transcript is spliced from 9 exons.